GGAAAUCGAAAGUGAAAUAGGCAACUUGCCGCCAGCUGGUGAGUACCCUGAAAAGGCUACCCCCAGGAUCUCUGCAUUGCUGCUUUCUAAGAACAUUAGCCCUAUGGCCUCAGUAGCGCCCUUGGCAAUGAUGUGGGAGGAGGUUACAUGCCCUAUCUGCCUGGAUCCCAUGGUGGAGCCUAUGAGCAUUGACUGUGGCCACAACUUCUGCCAUGAAUGCAUCUCUGAAGUCGGGAAAGAUGGGGGCGGUGUCUGUCCUGUGUGUAAGCACAACUUCUUGCUCCAAAACCUCCGACCCAACUGGCCACUGGCUAACAUGGUGGACAACCUCAAACAAAUGGCCCAGAGUGCCAAGGAGGACACACAGGGGGACCGAUGUAAGGUGCAUGGAGAGAAACUGCACCUGUUUUGUGAGGAAGAUGGGAAGACCCUUUGCUGGGUGUGUUCCCAGUCCCAGAGACACCGUAACCACCACAUGGUUCCUAUUGAAGAUGCUGCUCAGGAAUACCAGAAGAAGCUUCAAGUGGCAUUAGGGAAACUGAGAAAAGGACAGGAGUUGGCCGAAGAGAUGGAAGUGAAUAUUGCAACAAAGAGAACAGCCUGGAAGAAUCAGGUUGAAACACACAAACUGAGAAUUCAUGCAGAGUUUGUGCAGCAGAAAAACUUCCUGGCUACAGAGGAGCAGCGGCAACUGCAGAGGCUAGACAUGGAGGAGAGGAACCAACUGAGAAUCCUGGGGGAGGUGGAGGCCAUGCUGGCCCAGAAGAGCCAAGCCCUGCAGGAGCUGGUGAUGGAGCUGGAGAGGAGGAGCAGGGGUUCAGCUGUCGAGCUGCUGCAGGAGGUGAAAAAUGUCCUGGGAAGGAGUGAGUCUUGGAACCUGAAGGAGCUGGACAUCACCUCCCCAGACCUGAGGAAUGUGUGCCUUGUGCCAGGGUUGAAGAGGAUGCUGAGGACAUGUGGAGUACACAUCACUCUGGAUCCGCACACAGCCAAUUCGUGGCUCAUCCUUUCAGAGGAUCGGAGACAAGUAAGGCUCGGAGACAGACGGCAGGAAGUGCCUGAAAAUGAGGACAGAUUUGACCAUUAUCCCAUGGUCCUGGGUGCCCAGUGCUUUGACUCUGGACAGGUUUACUGGGAGGUAGAUGUGACAGGGAAGGAGGCCUGGGACCUGGGUGUUUGUAGAGACUCUGUGCAAAGGAAGGGGCAAUUUUUGCUCAGCCCUGAGACAGGCUUCUGGACAAUUUGGCUGUGGAACAAACAAAAAUAUGAGGCUGGCACCUGCAUCCAGACUCCCCUCCACCUUCAGGUCCCUCCACGCCAAGUUGGGAUUUUCCUGGACUAUGAGGCCCGCAUUGUCUCCUUCUAUAACAUCACUGACCACGGCUCCCUCAUCUAUACCUUCUCUGAAUGUGCCUUCACUGGACCUCUACGGCCCUUCUUCAGUACUGGUUUUAAUGAUGGAGGAAGAAAUGCAGCUCCUCUUGUCCUCUGUCCUCUGGAGAUGGGGUGAUAGGGAUCCACUGACCUGUUGUGGCAUUCUCUGGACACCAAUACCUCUCCUGUUGGUGCCCUUCUCAGCCACUGACCUUCCUCUUUUCCCCAGGAACUCUGAACCACUUUGUCUCUGCAGAGGGUCAGGAUACCAGCAAGCCGACUUUGGCAGGGGAGUUCACUGAAAAUCUACAUCAGCAUUCCUAACACUAGAUUGCUUUAUGAUUCCUUCCAUGAAAUAAACUACUUCUAUUUGGCUCAAACCACCUCAAUCAA
Molecule: messenger RNA, 1767 nt
Organism: Neogale vison (American mink)
Lineage: Eukaryota; Metazoa; Chordata; Mammalia; Carnivora; Mustelidae
Gene: TRIM21
Product: tripartite motif containing 21
Exons: 7
Coding region: 104-1510 (468 amino acids)
Molecular function (GO): zinc ion binding; protein binding
Source: RefSeq, a predicted model, not a curated record